This is a messenger RNA of Schistosoma guineensis, 1720 nucleotides long. Lineage: Eukaryota; Metazoa; Platyhelminthes; Trematoda; Strigeidida; Schistosomatidae. The record is from the annotation of a GenBank genome assembly.
CCGAAGGUCGUGACCAGCCAAUGACUCGAAGUGGUCAGGAUAUUGCUGUAAAUUUUAACUUCUACAUCAGCCCUGUGCAUCUAUUUGUAAUCAAAACAUUCAAUCUUAUUUCGAACUUUGAUCUUUGAAUGUAAAGGUCCAAAUUUGUGUACAAGGCUUACAAAUACGAGGAAGUAAUAAGCGCUGUGGUUUUUUAAAACGAAUUUUGUUCAUUCCAUUGGUUUUUCUUGACCUGUGUAUUUCUUACACCGACUAACCUAAAUUCACGGAUUUAAUUCCUAUCACAAUGUUCCCACUUUCAUUCUUACUUGUGCCGCCUUUCAUCAAAGCUGUUUUACAUUGUUAUGACCGAAAGGCAUCAUACAGUUUGAUCAGCUGCUCUGUACCCCUAAUUAAAUUCUCCUGUGUAUAAACAUAAAAAUUGUGCAUUCAUGACGGGAACAGUGGAAGCUGGGAGUAAUGAGUCGGAUGAGUCUGUUGAGGCAUGGUGGGAGAGAUUUUUAAGGCAAAAGCUUGCUGAUGAUGAGUUAGAUGUAGAGCUCCGGUCUGCAUGGGAGAACUGUGUUCAGAGACGAGCUAAAUUUGCUCAAGAAGUCAAACGAAUAAUGGAGUUAUAUCAACCAAUAGAGAAGUUACUUAACUCUACACUUAAAUCCGAUCGUGAACAACGAGGUCAAAGUCUCUAUAGAGAAUGGGGUAAAAUACGUCGUAAAGAAUGCCUUCUAGCUUAUUAUGAUAACGAUACAUUUCGUGCCACUUACACUCGACAACGUUAUAUAAAUAGUUCUACAAGUUUCCUUCAGGCUUUAGUCUAUCGAAUUAUACCGGAAAAUCCAGACGUUGAAGUUUAUUUACGGGAUCAUGUUAGUCGUAUUAUUAGUAUUGGUGUUGGUCCCGGGCCAGAUAUAGCUGCUUAUUUGGCAUAUGCACGUUGUCGUGGCUUCACUCAACGUAUUGUUUAUUUUGCCAUUGAUCAAUGUGCUGGAUGGGGCAAUUAUCUAGCUGCUUUUGAUCGUCAGUGGUCAUCUGAAUAUCAAGUGUCUGUUUGGUUCAAAAGUUCACGUUUUAAUAAUCGGGAUGAUGUAGAGACACUACCAGAUGCAGACAUGGUAGUAUUUAGUUUUGCUAAUACAGCUCUUAUGGCUAGUACUAUUUGGCCGUUGUUACAACAGCGUUAUCGAUUCAUCAUUGUUUUAGAUGGAAUUAAGGAGACUUCAUUAUUGAUGGUACACACAUAUGCCUCCGAAUGCCCUGGUACGACCGAGAGUGUGGAGAGUCAGCUCUCCCACUCAAAAUGCUCUCACAUGACCACACGUAUACAGCCACUAUCAUGUAAGUCUUCCUCACUGUUUUCUCUAGGCAGGGGUGUUGUUUACGAAAUUGAGGGACGAAAAGCAAAUGUCCGGUACUUUAACCGAGUCGAUGGAUAUGAUAGAUCCACAUAGGAGAGUUGGAAGACCCUCAUUUCAAACUAAUGGUGCACAUGAACUCCAGGAUCCUGAGGGAACAAAUAGCGCCGGCUAUCAUGCACCUGCAUCUCUACUGCCUUGUGGAUUAGACCUUUAUAUCGUAGGCUCUGGGUAUGGUCCCCUAAGAAAAUCACUUACUUCGGUUUGGACACCCGGGCAUCAUCCCGGCCCACACACAAAUCAAGUGAAAUGUGAGGUACACAUAUGUAUUCGAUACCCCUUUGUAUUAAUAUUUCUAUGUUCAAAUAAAU